AAGACUAAAAUUUAGUACACUUGAUUGAAGAAAAAUUACUCCCUAAUUAAUUCAGUCUGGAAGCCAUCCGUACGUACCAAUGUCUGGUAAAAUUUGACCAUCGGAGGAAGCCUGUCCGGUGUUUAUUGCGUAGAGAUAGAGAGAGAGAGAGAGAGAGAGAGAGAGAGAGAGAUGAAUGGUACAGAAUGUUUGUUUUAGUUAGACGAUAUUAGAGAGAAAAACCUCCAAAAUCCAGUAUUAGUAUGGCUUCCGCUGCGGCACCACCGCUUUCCUUACAGCGCCACGGCCACCGCCACCGCCCUCUCAUUAUUUACAGAACCACCCUAAUAUCAAAUAACAAGCAUUCCCUUCACCCAAUCUUCACUCUCAAAUGCUCUACCCACACCCACAAAACACACUCUCGCACUCCAACCAACUACUCACCUCACCAUCUCUCUUUAGUCCAAGAAACCAACAAGCUCUGCCAGCAGCGGAACCUCACAGAAGCUCUGAAUUUUCUUCAAAGAUACUCUAUAUCUACUAUCUCUGAUUCAGUGCACAGAGCGGAAGCUAUGGGUGUUUUAUUACAGGCCUGCGGGCACCAAAAAGACAUCGAGACUGGCAGGAGAGUCCACGAGAUGGUUUCAGCGUCCACCCAGUUGAGCAACGACUUCGUUCUCAAUACCCGUCUCAUCACAAUGUACUCCAUGUGUGGCUCUCCUGUAGAUUCUCGUUUGGUUUUCGAUGGGUUACAGAGGAAGAACUUGUUUCAGUGGAAUGCACUCGUUAGUGGGUAUGCUAGAAAUGAACUUUUUUAUGAAGCGAUUAGCUCCUUUACUAAAUUGAUUUCGGCUUCGGAGUUUAAACCUGAUAAUUUUACGUUACCAUGUGUGAUUAAGGCUUGUGCUGGGCUUUGGGAUGUGGGGCUGGGGCAGGUGAUUCAUGGGAUGGCAAUCAAGACGGGUUUGAUUUCUGAUGUGUUUGUGGGUAAUGCGCUCAUUGCAAUGUAUGGGAAAUGUGGGUUUGUUGAGAAAGCAGUGAAGGUGCUUGAAUGUAUGCCUGAGAGAAACUUGGUUUCUUGGAAUUCGAUGAUUUGUGGGUUUUCUGAAAAUGGGUUUUCUCAAGAGAGUUAUGGUAUGCUUAGAAAGAUUUUGGAGGGUGAGGAGGGUUUGAUACCAGAUGUUGCUACGAUUGUGACUGUACUACCGGUGUGUGCAGGAGAAGGAGAAGUGAAUAUGGGAAUGGUAAUUCAUGGUUUGGCCGUUAAGUUGGGGCUGAAUGAGGAACUAAUGGUGAACAAUGCCUUGAUAGACAUGUAUUCAAAAUGUGGCUACUUAACUGAAGCCCAUAUUAUAUUUACUAGGAGUUAUAACAAGAAUGUGGUUUCUUGGAAUUCCAUGGUUGGAGGCUACUCUAGAGAAGGAGAUGUAUGCAGAACAUUUGAUCUCUUACGGAAAAUGCAGAUGGAAGAGGAGAAAAUGAAGGUGAAUGAGGUCACCAUAUUGAAUGUUUUGCCAGCUUGUUCAGCAGAAUCAGAACUUCUUUGCUUGAAGGAACUUCAUGGUUAUUCUUUGAGACAUGGGUUGCAAUAUGAUGAAUUGGUAGCUAAUGCUUUUGUUGCUGCCUAUGCGAAAUGUGGGUCGCUGAGCUCUGCUGAGCACGUCUUUUUUGGAAUUAAAGCUAAGACAGUGAACUCUUGGAAUGCACUUAUUGGUGGUCAUGCACAAAAUGGUGAUCCACAAAAGGCUUUAUAUUUCUACUUUCAAAUGACAUAUUCAGGCUUAGAUCCUGACUGGUUUAGCAUAGGCAGUCUCCUUUUAGCUUGUUCCCACAUGAAAUGUUUGUAUUAUGGCAAAGAGCUUCAUGGAUUUGUGUUGCGGAACGAUUUAGAUAUGGAUUCAUUUAUUGGUAUCUCGUUACUAUCACUUUACAUUCAUUGCAGGAAAGUGUUAUCUGCAAGGAUAUUGUUCGAUAGGAUGGAAGACAAAAUUUUAGUAUCUUGGAAUGCGAUGAUUGCUGGUUAUUCACAGAAUGGACUUCCAGAUGAAGCCCUUGAUCUCUUCCGUCAAAUGCUUUCCAAUGGAAUUAAACCUUGUGGGAUUAACAUAAUCAGUGUAUUUGGGGCUUGUUCUCAGCUGUCAGCACUGCGUCUAGGAAAGGAAAUGCAUUGCUUUGCUUUAAAAGCUAACCUAACAGAAGACAUUUUUGUAGGUUGUUCACUCAUAGAUAUGUAUGCAAAAGCUGGCUGCAUAGAACAAUCUCAAAGAGUUUUUGACAGCUUAAAGGAGAAAGAUGAGGCAUCAUGGAAUGUUAUAAUUGCCGGAUAUGGAAUUCAUGGAUAUGGAAGAAAGGCCAUAGAGCUAUUUGAAAAAAUGCAAAGUUCGGGCCAGAAGCCUGAUGGGUUUACAUUUAUAGGAAUUCUAAUGGCAUGUAGCCAUGCUGAGUUGAUUAUGGAGGGUUUAAAAUAUCUCAGCCAGAUGCAAAGUUUGUACGGAAUAGAGCCAAAAUUGGAGCAUUAUGCAUGUAUUGUGGACAUGCUGGGUCGGGCUGGCCAAUUGGCUGAAGCUCUAAAGCUCAUACAUGAGAUGCCCGAAGAACCAGAUGCUAGAAUCUGGAGCUCAUUGCUCAGUUCCUGUAGAAUUUAUGGUGAUGUAGAUAUGGGGGUGAAAGUUGCAGAAAAGUUACUAGAACUGGAACCGGACAAAGCUGAGAAUUACGUGCUACUCUCAAAUUUAUAUGCUGGGUCAGGGAAAUGGGAUGAUGUGAGAAGGGUGAGGCAAAGGAUGAAGGAGAAUGGUCUUCAGAAAGAUGCUGGCCGCAGUUGGAUUGAAGUUGGAGGGAAAGUUUAUAGCUUUGUUGUUGGUGAUGACAUGUUGUUGAAGUCUGAGGAGAUCCGGAACAUGUGGAGAAGAUUAGAGGAAAAAAUAAGCAAAAUUGGAUACAAACCUAACACAGAAUCUGUGCUUCAUGAACUUACCGAAGAGGAGAAGAUUGAGGUAUUGCGGGGGCAUAGUGAGAAGCUUGCAAUUUCUUUCGGGUUAUUAAAGACGACCAAAGGUGCAACAGUGAGGAUCUGUAAAAAUCUGCGCAUUUGCAUAGAUUGUCAUAAUGCGGCUAAGCUAAUAUCGAAGGCUGUUGAAAGAGAGAUAGUUGUUAGAGACAACAAGCGCUUUCACCAUUUCAAAGAUGGGUUUUGUUCUUGUGGAGAUUUUUGGUAGGUGAACUAAAGGGUUGC
This is a messenger RNA of Alnus glutinosa, 3214 nucleotides long. Its product is annotated as pentatricopeptide repeat-containing protein At1g18485. Bases 243 to 3197 code for a protein of 984 amino acids. Gene Ontology annotation, biological process: RNA modification. NCBI's taxonomy places the organism in Eukaryota, Viridiplantae, Streptophyta, Magnoliopsida, Fagales, Betulaceae. The record is from RefSeq and is a predicted model, not a curated record. The transcript has a single exon. Gene Ontology annotation, molecular function: RNA binding; protein binding; zinc ion binding.